Molecule: messenger RNA, 4303 nt
Organism: Astyanax mexicanus (Mexican tetra)
Lineage: Eukaryota; Metazoa; Chordata; Actinopteri; Characiformes; Acestrorhamphidae
Gene: nrd1a
Product: nardilysin a (N-arginine dibasic convertase)
Exons: 31
Coding region: 376-3642 (1088 amino acids)
Biological process (GO): proteolysis
Molecular function (GO): metalloendopeptidase activity; metal ion binding
Source: RefSeq, a predicted model, not a curated record
AGCCAAUCAGAGGAGAGGGCGGGGUCAGAGAGCGCUGCUAGUAGAGCAGUUUAACUCCGGGUGUGAAACCGGUAGAUCUGAGCUCCAGCAUCACUGUAAUACAGCCCUACUGAGGACCUUCUUUCUCCUUCUCCUCCUGCUGCUGCUGGCUGCUUCUGCUGCUUCUGCUGCUCCUCAGAGUGAUCAGCUCCUCUAACUCCACUGAGAACGGAACGGACUGGAUCACAGAGCGGACUGUCACAGUGAUACAAGCAGGUGGUCAGUAUUGCAGCGAGUGUGUUUACCGCGCUAGGUGUCGGUCUGCUCCGGUGCACCACUCGCCAUCCUUUCCUGCCCUUCAGCAUCAGAACUGCUGGAUGUUACAGACUUCCCAGAAUGCCCCAGACCAACAAGGCCAAAUAUGCUGCGGUCAGCAACUCUGCUCAGGCGGCUGGGCAGGACCGAGGGGAGCCAGACUCCCCAGAACAGCAAAGCUCCCAGCAGGACAGCGGCCAGGAUGGGAACCAGGGAGAUGCUGACAUCAUCAAAUCCCCAAGUGACCCCAAACAGUACAGGUAUAUUGAGCUCAGUAAUGGUCUUAGAGCUCUCCUGAUAUCAGACUUCAGCAAUGAUGGUAAACCUGAGGAUGAGGAGGAUGAGGAUGAUGAUGAAGAGGAAGAAGAAGAGGAGGAAGGUGAGGAAGAGGAGGAGGAUUCUGGAGAGGGAACAGAGGAAGAGGAGGAGGAAGAAGAAGAAGAGCAGGACAGUGACUUUGAGGAACUAAAUGACGACAUGGAGGAAAAAAAGAAGAAAGGGUCAGAGAAACAGUCUGCAGCAGCACUGUGUAUCGGUGUGGGAAGUUUCAGUGACCCUGAUGACCUUCCUGGUUUUGCACACUUUCUUGAGCACAUGGUGUUUAUGGGCAGUGAGAAGUACCCGAGUGAGAAUGGUUUUGAUGCGUUUCUGAAGAAACAUGGCGGGAGUGAUAAUGCCUCCACUGACUGUGAGAGAACAGUCUUCCAGUUCGACGUCCAGAGGAAGCGCUUUAGAGAAGCUCUGGACAGGUGGGCUCAGUUCUUCAUCUGCCCCCUCAUGAUUAAAGAUGCAAUAGAGCGUGAGGUGGAGGCUGUGGACAGUGAGUAUCAGCUUGCUAAGCCAUCGGACUCUCACCGUAAGGAGAUGCUGUUUGGCAGCCUGGCAAAGCCUGAUCACCCCAUGAGCAAGUUCUGCUGGGGAAAUGCAGAGACCCUAAAAACAGAACCAAAGAAGAAGAAGAUCAAUGUCUACAAGCGUCUGAGAGAGUUCUGGAAGAAGCAUUAUUCUGCCCAUUACAUGACCCUUGCAGUGCAGUCUAAAGAAAAACUGGACACGCUGGAGCAGUGGGUCAGGGAGAUCUUCAGUGAGGUGCCCAAUAAUGGUCUCCCAAAGCCGGACUUUUCUGACCGUCUGGACCCUUUUGACACCCCAGCCUUCAAUAAACUCUACAGAGUGGUUCCUGUUCGAAAAGUCCAUGCCCUGACCAUCACCUGGGCGCUGCCACCUCAGGAGAAGCACUACAGGGUGAAGCCGCUGCAUUACAUCGCGUGGCUGAUUGGUCAUGAAGGAGCUGGCAGUAUCCUGUCUCUGCUGAGGAGAAAGUGCUGGGCUGUGGCUCUCUUCGGUGGAAACAGCGAGACAGGAUUUGAUCAGAAUGCCACCUACUCCAUCUUCAGCAUCUCCAUCACCCUGACCGAUGAGGGCUUCCAGAACUUUUACCAGGUAGCUCACCUGGUGUUUCAGUAUCUGAAGAUGCUGCAGACUCUCGGCCCUCAGCAGAGAAUCUAUGAGGAGAUCCAGAAGAUCGAGGCCAAUGAAUUCCGCUAUCAGGAGCAGACCGAUCCCAUCGAGUAUGUGGAAGAUGUGUGUGAGAACAUGCAGCUCUUCCCUAAAGAAGACUUCCUGACUGGAGAUCAACUCCUGUUCGAGUAUAAACCUGAGGUGAUCUCUGCGGCUUUGAACUUAUUAACUCCUGAUAAAGUGAACCUGCUGCUGCUCUCCCCGGAGCACGAGGGCCAGUGUCCAUUAAAGGAGAAAUGGUUCGGCACCCAAUACAGCGUGGAGGAUAUUCAGAAGGACUGGCAGGAGCGCUGGACUGGAGAAUUUGAGUUAAACCCUAAACUUCAACUUCCAGCUGAAAACCAGUUCAUCUCCACUGAAUUCACCCUAAAGACAUCAGACUGUCCUGACACAGACUAUCCAGUCAGGAUCGCCAGUAAUGACAGAGGCUGUCUGUGGUACAAAAAGGACAACAAGUUCAAAAUCCCCAAAGCAUAUAUUCGGUUCCAUCUCAUCUCUCCUGUUGUUCAGAAGUCUCCAAAAAAUCUGGUGUUGUUCGACCUGUUUGUGAAUAUUCUGGUGCACGCGGUGGCGGAGCCGGCAUACGAGGCAGAUGUUGCUCAGCUGGAGUACAAACUGCUCGCAGGAGAACACGGACUGAUCAUUAAAGUCAAAGGAUUCAACCAUAAACUACCUCUGCUGUUUAAUCUGAUCGUGGAUCACCUGGCAAACUUCUCCGCUGCUCCAGAAGUGUUCUCCAUGUUCACAGAGCAGCUAAAGAAAACUUACUUCAACAUCCUGAUAAAACCAGAGAAACUGGGGAAGGACGUGCGUCUGCUGAUUCUGGAACACUCCCGCUGGUCAAUGAUCCAGAAGUACCAGGCUGUGGUGGAGGGGCUGACUGUGGACGAGCUGAUGGAGUUUGUGAACAGUUUUAAACGGGAGCUGUACGCUGAGGGUCUGGUUCAGGGAAACUUCACCAGUGUGGAGUCUGCAGAGUUCCUGAAAUAUAUUACAGAAAAGCUGCAGUUCCAGAAGCUGCCAGUAGAGGUACCUGUUCUGUUUAGAGUGGUGGAGCUGCCACAGAAGCAUCAUCUGUGUAAAGUCAAAUCCCUCAAUAAAGGAGAUGCUAACUCUGAGGUCACAGUUUACUAUCAGUCUGGACCGAAGAACCUCCGUGAACACACACUAAUGGAGCUGCUGGUGAUGCACAUGGAGGAGCCGUGCUUUGACUUCCUAAGGACCAAAGAAACAUUAGGGUAUCACGUGUACCCCACCUGCAGAAACACCUCAGGAAUUCUGGGGUUCUCUGUUACAGUGGAGACGCAGGCCACCAAGUUCAAUACAGAGCUGGUGGAAAUGAAGAUCGAGGAGUUCCUGCAGAGUUUCGGGGAGAAGCUGUCCAGUCUGAGUGACGAGGCGUUCAAAAGUCAGGUGACUGCUCUGGUGAAGCUGAAGGGCUGUGAGGAUACACAUCUCGGAGAGGAGGUCGACCGGAACUGGACCGAAGUUCUGACCCAGCAGUACGUCUUCAACCGACUCAACCGGGAGAUUGAUGCUCUGAAGCUGAUGACCAAAGCUGAGCUGGUGAACUGGUUUAUGGAGCACAGAGGAGAAACGAGCAGGAAGCUCAGCAUACACGUGGUGGGUUUUGGCGUGGAGGAGAAUGACCCCCCUGCAGCUGAGGGAGAAGAAGGUGGGGCCAGUAAUGUCUCUCUGUACGGAGAAGUGUCCAAACUCACCUUCCUCCCUCCAUCAGACACACUGAGCACAGCCACGCCCAUCACGGACAUCAUUGCUUUUACCUCUUCUCUCAGCCUCUACCCCUACCACAAGAUCCUCAAAUAAACAGCGCAGCGCUCACAGACUGCCAGCGGGCGGCGCCAGCACAGCAUUUAACAACAAAUAAACAAUUAACAUUUCACACACUUCUACUGUGAACUCUUGAGCAGGUUACUGUUGAGUGAGGUGUGUGUGUGUGUGUGUGUGUAAGGGGAAUUCAUUGCUUUAUUUCUUUGCAUUUAUUGCAUUUAUUUGGACUUUUAGCAAACAGAAGAAACACCACUCUGUUAUCAAAGCAAUAAAAUCUGCUUCCCACCAGUUUGCACAGAGAAUUUUGAAGCUAUAUUAGAACUUACUAGCGUGUUUAUCUCUGUUCCUGUAAUCAACCCUAUUACUGAUCAUUACCACAUGAUCUGGGGAGAUCAGGAUAAACUUGAACUCUAUUUAGCUUUUCUUCUCUGAAUUUUGCAUUUCACUUUAAAUGAAUUAACAGCUAAAUUAACCACCAAUGCUCGUAGCUCCAGUGCUUACUGGUGGGGUGUAAGUUUUCUUACACACUUGCAUGAUGGGAGGGGUGAUUUAGGUGAGAGUGAGUGUGUGUGUGCUGUGAGAAAAUGUAUAAUGACACCAUUAUUGUUGUGAUUUAUUAUGCUGAUGAACAUGAUGAUGUCACUGUGCUUUUAGCACUGAGAAAUUUCCUUCUGUGAAUAAACUGAUAUUAAACCCA